CUAUGGUCUUAUGUCAAAAAUCGAAAACAAAUCUCGAAAAUAUGAGAUGUAGAUUUUUAGCUAACGAAAUGAAAUCUUAGGACGUUUUCCAUCCAACUCAGACAUGUCUAAGGAGACUACAAUUGUUUUCAUUUAUGAUACAAAAAAGCUACAAAAUGAGGAGGAUGAUCCAGCCUCAGCAAUUUUAUAUUUUCACCCUACCUGGGUGUCAGAUCAUCAGAAGACUGUAUUAUGCGGGCAGCUGAUAGGAAUAAUACAUUGUAUUCGCAAAGUUUUCAACAUUCCUCAAAUAAUAUCCUUAGAGAGCGGAAAAUUUUAUGUCAACAAUGUAGAAGGCAGAUAUUUAUUGGCUGUUGGAACAGAUAGAAAUGUACCCGAUUGGGUUUUAUUGCACAGGAACAAUCUUUUUAAUUCUCUCAUUUCGUUUUACCAUAAGGACAUCGAGGAAAUAGCUUCAAUAUAUGGAAACUCUGAUGCUUUAUCAGCUAAGAUGUACCACAUGUGUGAAACUUACUUGAAAAUGAUAUCUGUUGGAGGGAACAUAUUUUCAAUAAUACCUUCGAUCAAUCUUCCAAAAGGCGCUUCAAAUGUGUUUAUAGAAACUUUGAAUAUAUUGCAAUAUUGCCAAACUUAUGACUCGGUACUGGGUGGUUUGAUUUUACACCAUAAUAAAGUUGUAGCGACCCAACUAUCACCGUUUUUGACUAAAAUGUUAGUGUUAACUGAUCCCUAUAGAAUUAAGAGCCCAGCAGAAACUGUUACUACAAAUUUCCAUUUACCUAUAGGAGUACAAAUGCUGGAAGUUUACAUCUCUAGAUCAGAAUACAAUGAGUUGAACAGAAAGUCUUCCCAACUUAGAAAAGUUUUCGAGAAUUAUAAGGAUAUUGUUAAGAAAGUUGCAAGUGGAAGCCUCAACUGUCCAGAUGACGUAGUGCCAAAUUUGAAACGAGACUGUUCAUUGCUUUUCACUACUGUCCCAGAAGAAGACAAUGAAAUUUCGCCCAAUAAAAAUGUGGAAGCCACAAUUAUACGUCUGAAAAAACCGUCUAGACCCAAAUUUUUGAAUCUAACCAACAAAAUUUCUGAUAUCAAGGAAGUUACUCAAAGUGGCACAAAAACUCCUUACACUCCAUUUACUGGGAACCCUGGAAGUGUGAUAUCGACUCCAAUGACUGACCUCAAGAAAGUUUUACAUAUUAACACUUACUCUAUAUGUACUGACCCAGAGCCUCCAGAACAAACUGAGCUGGAUAAAGAAAAUGAAGAAAACUUGAAUAAUGAAAAUCGAGAAAGAUCACAUAGUUUAGUUUCUUUGGAUAACGGUACUCAGGAUAUUACGCAGUUUGAGAAGGGUGUUUCAGAUUCAACCGACCACACCAAUGAAACUGAAACAGAAAAAAGUUUGAAUGACGAAAAAAAAACGCAAAACAUUCCCGAAUUGGAUAAACCAGAAAAGAUAACUAAGAAAAGAAGUCUCACAUUACCUUUGAAAUCUCUAAGUGUAGACUCCGGCACCAUGCAAGAUAAGUCGGAUGUAACGAUGUCUGCUUUACUCACUCCGCUGAUGCAAAAAUUGAGCUCUCUAGCCUUCGAUAAGAAAAGUAGCGGUAUUUGCAGCUACACUCCCACUCCUUUAGACUUUAAAGAUGUUGUACCGCUUUUCAAAAAGAGGAACAUCGAGGAAUGUAAAUUGAAGGAUGACCAAUUCGAAACAGCUCCAGUCAAAUGUAUUCUAUUCAUUUGUGGUCAACAAGACACAGUGUUUGGAACAUUGCUUGAAUAUGAUGCCGUCGACAAGGAAAAUUUAGUUUUUUCAUUAUGGGAACUCUGCACCGCUAAGCUUGGAGAGAUAGAAAAGCAACUGCAUCAAAAUAUGGAACCUUAUUCUGGUAACACCAUUCCCGAACAAGAACCUUAUAGUUUCCUAUGCUUGGAUAGUCAAUGGGACACCUUGAAACACGGGGGUCCUUGGGAAACAGGGGAAAUGAAUUCCUUAUCUAAAUUACACAGGGACUUCCAGAACAACAGCAGUAUCACUGAAAUCUUGUGUAAGGGAAAUGACAGUAUUUUAUAUGGGGUACAUACAGGAGACACAGAAAUUUUUUAUCACCAGUCGGAAAGUGCCAACGGGGGCCUCCCAACCCCAUCAGAUUCGAUGGGGCAUGUGCCAAUGAGAGCUAAGCGCAGCCUAGAGAGAGACCAUGCCAUAGUAUUGUUGUAGGUUUAGAGUAAGUCUUCAGAAUGUGUCCGAGUUUUAAAAUUUUAUGUCAAUUUAGUUUGUGAAUUAGUAUUUUUAGGAAAGUUAAUUUUUUGACAAUAUUUAUAUACUUUAAAGAUGAUCAAAGGUUACUUUUUAAAGUGUGUACGCCAAAGAGAAAUUCAAUUGUCCACUAAUAUGUGGAAUAUCUCAUCCUGUAGAUGUAUGUAUAGACUGUGAUUUGAACAUUCCUUUUUAAUAGUUUUAUAUGUAUUAUCUCCGUUAUUUAUCAAAUAUAGUUUUCACAUAGUAA
Molecule: messenger RNA, 2510 nt
Organism: Coccinella septempunctata (seven-spotted ladybird)
Lineage: Eukaryota; Metazoa; Arthropoda; Insecta; Coleoptera; Coccinellidae
Gene: HPS4
Exons: 1
Coding region: 104-2221 (705 amino acids)
Biological process (GO): vesicle-mediated transport
Source: RefSeq, a predicted model, not a curated record